Messenger RNA from Entelurus aequoreus (snake pipefish), 3068 nucleotides. Its product is annotated as LIM/homeobox protein Lhx1. Gene Ontology annotation, biological process: regulation of transcription by RNA polymerase II; neuron differentiation. The transcript has 5 exons. The record is from RefSeq and is a predicted model, not a curated record. The coding region runs from base 1 to 1224 and encodes 407 amino acids. Lineage: Eukaryota; Metazoa; Chordata; Actinopteri; Syngnathiformes; Syngnathidae. Gene Ontology annotation, molecular function: RNA polymerase II transcription regulatory region sequence-specific DNA binding; DNA-binding transcription factor activity, RNA polymerase II-specific. Gene Ontology annotation, cellular component: nucleus.
AUGGUGCACUGUGCGGGCUGCGAGAGGCCCAUCCUGGACCGCUUUCUGCUCAACGUGCUGGACCGAGCCUGGCACGUCAAGUGCGUGCAGUGCGCGGACUGCAAGUGCAACUUGACGGAGAAGUGCUUUUCCAGGGACGGGAGACUUUACUGCAAGAACGAUUUCUUCAGGAGGUUCGGCACCAAGUGUGGCGGCUGCUCGCAGGGCAUCUGCCCCAGCGACCUGGUGAGGAGGGCGCGCAGCAAGGUCUUCCACCUCAACUGCUUCACCUGCAUGAUGUGCAACAAGCAGCUCUCCACCGGCGAGGAGCUCUACAUCAUCGACGAGAACAAGUUUGUGUGCAAGGACGACUACGUCACCAACGCCAGCGUGAAGGACGCCAGCCUGCUCUCGGUUACGGCGUGCAGUGACCCCAGUUUAUCCCCGGACUCCCAAGACCCCCUGCAGGACGACGUGGUCCUGAAGGACACGGAGAUGGCCGCCCUCUCGGAUAAGGAAACUGUAAAUAACGAAAACGACGACCAGAACCUGGGCGGCAAGCGGCGCGGCCCGCGGACGACCAUCAAGGCCAAGCAGCUGGAGACGCUGAAGGCGGCGUUUGCCGCGACCCCCAAACCCACCAGGCACAUCAGGGAGCAACUGGCCCAGGAGACCGGCCUCAACAUGAGGGUCAUCCAGGUGUGGUUCCAGAACCGUCGUUCCAAAGAGAGACGCAUGAAGCAGUUGAGUGCUCUGGGGGCCCGAAGGCAUGCCUUCUUCAGGAGCCCCAGGCGGAUGAGGACCCUGGUGGACCGCUUGGAACCAGGAGAGCUUAUCCCAAAUGGACCUUUCUCUUACUACGGAGAUUAUCAAAGCGAGUAUUAUGGUCCAGGAGGGAACUAUGACUUCUUUCCUCAGGGCCCACCUUCGUCGCAAGCCCAGACCCCAGUUGAUCUGCCCUUUGUGCCCUCUUCAGGCCCCACGGGCACACCCCUGGGAGGUAUGGACCACCCCCUUCCGGGCCACCAUCCAUCCAGCGAAGUGCAGCGCUUUUCCGAUAUCAUGUCCCACCACCCCGGGGACUCUCCGAGCCCCGAGCCCGGCAUGCCGGGGACCCUGCACAGUAUGCCCUCCGAGGUGUUUGGGCCCAGCCCGCCCUUCACCUCGCUGUCUCUGAACGCCAACGGGUACAGCAACCACUUGUCACACCCGCCCACGGAAAUGAACGAAGCCACUGUGUGGUAGCUCUUUGCCAGGCCGGACGCUAACUGGGGUCUCGCGCGGCGGGCUGGAUUCAAACAUGGAUACCAACAGGGUUUGGUCGAUACCACAGGAGUAUUUUUUGUAUCAUUUCUUAUUUAUUAUUUAUUGGUACGAACCAGAUUUGACACGACAGCCUUCAUCUCCCUGACAUUGUCGCUUUUCUUCUCGUCAUUUCCUGUUCCACGCUUCCUUUCUUCCCGAGAUGACGUAUUUGUCUGCGGUGGGCGGGGCUACGAGGCGAACCGCUCAGUAAUUAGUGUGGCUAUUUUAGCACUGGAAGAGGCCGGAUCGUUCCGUCUCAGGACAUGGGAGGCGCAGGUUAGGACGGCUUUGCGGGAAACAACGCUCAAAGUGUGACAACAUCCAUAAAAUACCGACAUUUUAACCAAAGGAAAUAGCAAAAUAGAAGAGCUUACUGAAGAAUAGUUCAGGGUAAAUCAGAAAAACAAUAAACGAGAAAGAGUGGAUCCUUUCAAAGAACCGUUCAAAAGACCGGAUCCUUGAUCUGGUUCUUCUAAGAAUUUGUUCACGUGUUUAUAUAAUAACGGGAAACAGUUAUAAGAAAAGAUUCGGAUUUAAAGAAUUCAAGUUUUUGGAUUCUAUUUGUGGGAAAUAUUGAUUGUAAUUUAUUCUGGGUUCUUUUGAUUGCAAACACUCCACAAUGUGCUACCUUAUCCCCGUUCUUGGACACUGAAAUUAUUAUUUAGAGUUUUCUUUCCCCUCAGAAAGGUUGUGGAACAAUUUAAACUACACAGGCUACAAAUAACCUAAACCUAAAACAUAAAUACAUAAAACUAAAGAGGAAAUGAGCACAACAUAGUGUAUAAAGGUGAAUGCAACAUUGUACGAUGUGCACACCUAAACUUGUCUGGUUACGUUUACACUGCAGGGUUUAAGGACAAAUUCCAAUUUUGGGGUAAAUCGAUGUUUUAUUGUAGUUGUUCACUUUAGCAAAAACAUGUGACUUCAAUGUGAACUGAGGCUCAUGCGCAGGAAACGUGACCUUGUACCAAAUAAACGUGGCGUAAGCUACUAAACGCAGCAGAAAAGUACUUCCAAAUGUUGCUUCAUUUCCUUUGACUCCGGCUCACUUUGUAUUUCAUUUCAGUCGGCAAGACGUCGGUCCAGUCAGGUGGCUUCAAGCGGCUCCUUAACGAAUGGCCGGCGACUGCUAAUCGGUUGUCGUCAGUCGCUUAAAAGAGCCAUUCAAAAAACUUGACUCGCUUGCGAGAAUUGCGAGUGGAAACAGGAAAUCGCAACCAUGAAUUGAUUAGAUUAAAAGUUGAAAAAUGUAUUGGGGUGUUACCAUUUAGUGGUCAAUUGUGCGGAAUAUGUACUGUACUGUGCAAUCUACUAGUAAAAGUUUCAAUCAAUCAAUCAACAAUAAAACGAGAAUUGCGAGUGGAAACAGGAAACCGCAACCAUGAAUUGAUUAGAUUAAAAGUUGAAAAACGUAUUGGGGUGUUACCAUUUAGUGGUCAAUUGUGCGGAAUAUGUACUGUACUGUGCAAUCUACUAGUAAAAGUUUCAAUCAAUCAAUCAACAAUAAAACGAGAAUUGCGAGUGGAAACAGGAAACCGCAACCAUGAAUUGAUUAGAUUAAAAGUUGAAAAACGUAUUGGGGUGUUACCAUUUAGUGGUCAAUUGUGCGGAAUAUGUACUGUACUGUGCAAUCUACUAAUAAAAGUUUCAAUCAAUCAAUCAACAAUAAAACGAGAAUUGCGAGUGGAAACAGGAAAUCACAACAAUAAAACAAGAAUUGCGAGCGGAAACAGGAAAUCACAACAAUAAAACAAGAUUUGCGAGCGGAAACAGGAAAUGAUAAC